AACAGAGAACGGGGAUCUGAAAAAAACGUCAAACUCAUACAGCUGUACCAGACGCCUGAUAUAUUAGAGGAAAUCGGAAAAAGACGUCUUCGUGGAGCCGGACAUGUAUGGAGAAAAAAAGGAGCACUGAUACGUACGAUCCAAAGUAGUGUGCAAGAGAGAAAUGGGCCAUUGAAAGCGUCCAUGGAAAUUAUGGGAAGCUUAGCUAAGGAUCAAAGAUGA
Molecule: messenger RNA, 222 nt
Organism: Cinara cedri
Lineage: Eukaryota; Metazoa; Arthropoda; Insecta; Hemiptera; Aphididae
Source: the annotation of a GenBank genome assembly